Messenger RNA from Aspergillus alliaceus, 696 nucleotides. RefSeq lists its product as uncharacterized. Lineage: Eukaryota; Fungi; Ascomycota; Eurotiomycetes; Eurotiales; Aspergillaceae. Bases 182 to 376 code for a protein of 64 amino acids. The transcript has a single exon. The record is from RefSeq and is a predicted model, not a curated record.
CUCUAGUUCAAAUCUGAAAUUAUCGAGAUAUCCUCUAGGACUAAUCUCGGCCAAUGCACAUUCUUACAGUAUACUAGAAAGUUCAGAGCGCUUGGAAGCCCUGAAAGACGUAUACAAGAAAGCCUAGAUGCCAACGUCUUGAAUAGAAACAGGUUUUGGACGAUGAUUGUCCUGGAGUUUCAUGAUGAACUUCAGACCGGGCUACCCUGUUCUUUGUUCAAGUCUGGAUGGACCAUUGGAUUCUGUGAAUAUUCUACUGGAAAAAGGAAGAGACUCCAGAGUCUUGGAUCCUUGUUGUAGAAUGGACUUGAGUUUAACAGCGGGUGUUGGCAGAUGGGCAGGUGACCCACCUCUUGAAAGGGCCCAGAGGCUUUAGAAUUUCCAAGAAAGUAGGAGAGGGAUUUAGUGAUACCGGCGUGAUAGGGUGAGUGAUGAGGGAUCCUUUAUCGUUGAGUUAUUUGUUGUUUGCAUCUUUUUUGGUGGUUACAACGGCUCGGUGAUCCAAGGUGUCAACGGUCUAGAAUACUGCCUUUGAUCAUUUUCAAUCUCUCGCCGAUGAAGAGUGAAGACGUGCUUGCAUCAUUCACUCUGAAUAAAUCAAAGUGCAUGAGAUAUGGCAGCAGGUUUGACUCAACACGUUAAAGCGCAAUGUUGAAUUAUAGAGGACAUCGACAUCCGCCGCUCGGAACCCGCGGC